AUGAUUGGCACUUACAUCAGUUGGACAUUAAAAAUGCAUUUUUGCAUGGUGACCUUAAGGAAGAAGUCUAUAUUGAGCAACCUCCGGGAUUUGUUGCUCAGGGGGAGUGUGGUAAAGUUUGUCGACUUCGCAAAUCUCUUUAUGGUCUGAAACAGAGUCCUCGUGCAUGGUUUGGUAAAUUCAGUCAAUCAAUUGAACAAUUUGGAAUGAUAAAAGGCAAAUCAGAUCACUCUGUCUUUUACAAACAAACAGAAUCAGGUGUCACAUUGCUUGUGGUGUAUGUUGAUGAUAUUGUGAUUACAGGGAGUGAUAAUGCAGGUAUUUUGGCCCUUAAGAAUUUUCUGCAUAGUCAAUUCCAGACGAAAGAUCUUGGCUCUUUGAAAUACUUUCUGGGAAUUGAGGUAACACGAAGUAAGAAAGGCAUAUUUCUAUCUCAACGUAAAUAUGUACUUGACUUACUAGCUGAGACAGGGAAAUUAGGGGCAAAACCAAGUACAACAGCCAUGGUUCCCAACGUGCAACUCACUCAAGAAGGCACACCGUUUGAAGACCCAGAAAGAUAUAGAAGACUGGUUGGAAAGCUUAAUUAUCUCGCAGUCACUCGUCCAGAUAUUGCUUAUUCUGUGAGUGUAGUGAGUCAAUACAUGUCAUCUCCAACCAUUGAUCAUUGGGCUGCAGUAGAACACAUAUUAUGUUACUUAAAGGGUGCACCAGGACGAGGUAUUGUUUAUCAAAAUCAUGAUCACAUGAGAAUAGAAUGCUUUGCAGAUGCUGAUUGGGCCGGUUCUAAAGAUGAUCGAAGAUCUACAUCUGGUUAUUGUGUCUUUGUUGGUGGUAAUCUUGUAUCUUGGAAGAGUAAGAAGCAGAAUGUGGUUUCUCGUUCGAGUGCCGAAUCAGAAUAUCGAGCUAUGGCACAAUCUGCAUGUGAGAUCAUAUGGAUAAGCCAUCUAUUGACCGAGCUCGGACUGAAGACAUCAAUACCUGCUAAAUUGUGGUGUGAUAACCAAGCUGCUAUACACAUAGCAAACAAUCCUGUAUUUCAUGAGAGAACAAAGCAUAUUGAGGUCGAUUGUCAUUUUAUUCGAGAGAAGAUACAAAAAGGAUUGAUCUCUACAGGAUAUGUGAAGACUGGAGAACAACUUGGAGAUUUGUUCACUAAAGCACUAAAUGGAAUUCGAGUUGGUUAUUUAUGUAACAAGUUGGGCAUGAUAAAUAUCUAUGCUCCAACUUGAGGGGGAGUGUGAAAGUAUAUUAGAAUAUACUUUAGAAUAUGCUUUAGAAUAUAUUAGGAAUAUACCAUAUAUAGUAUUAUUGAAUAGCAUCUUUUAUAGGAAUAUUCUAUCUUUGUAAUCUAUAUUUAUAGGGCUUUACCUUUCAAUGAAAAAUACAGAAAAUUCUUCUCUCCAUCUUUAAUAUCAUUCUAGUUUAUAUUUCAACAUAGGAUAUACUCCGUACUUGUUGACCUUUCUAUUUCCCUCAUUCGUUGUACCUGUUCGUCGUUCAACUUCUUCGUCCGCUCUCCGCUGCUCCACCUCGCCAGUCGCCGACCUUGACUCCGGACUCUGCGUCGCUUCCUCGCGCCCUCGCAGUGGGCGCCGUCUCCACUCGCCAUCCCUGCCCGGCUGCCCUGUGUGACUGCGUCACGAACUUCUAAGUCCGAACUUAGAAGGGCGAAGGCCGCAGCGGUGUCCAGUUACAUAAUUUGGUCGAGCAUCAUAAACGGCGUGAGAACAUUGAAGAAGAAGCGUGACAAAUAUGAUCCAUAUCUGUCACUUCCUACUCUGACGGUCUAGAAGCGCAUUAUAAUAGUUCCAAAAGGUUGAAUCGCCAACCCCAAGCGCCCCCCACGCCCCGACCCGACAGAGCACAUGAGAGGAUGUAAGUCACGGUGACUCAGUCAGCAGAGUGGCAGUAGGCCUUUACCCCGUGCGCACCAGAGGCCCAGCCUUAUUUCAGGUUCUGUGACCUCCACCCGGUCGCUGCGGGGAUUCGAACCUUGGUUAUAGUUCCAAUUUUCCCACCACUCGACCA
This is a messenger RNA of Cuscuta epithymum, 2031 nucleotides long. The record is from the annotation of a GenBank genome assembly. NCBI's taxonomy places the organism in Eukaryota, Viridiplantae, Streptophyta, Magnoliopsida, Solanales, Convolvulaceae.